Molecule: messenger RNA, 186 nt
Organism: Leptonychotes weddellii (Weddell seal)
Lineage: Eukaryota; Metazoa; Chordata; Mammalia; Carnivora; Phocidae
Gene: DEFB121
Product: defensin beta 121
Biological process (GO): innate immune response
Cellular component (GO): extracellular region
Source: RefSeq, a predicted model, not a curated record
AUGAAGCUCAUUCUCGUGGUUUUGACUAUUACCCUGCUCCUGGUCCAGGUCACCCAAGCCAUGUAUUGCUGGGGUAAGUUGGGAAGGUGCAAAACAACGUGUGAACAGAAUGAAGUAUUCCAUAUAUUAUGCACAGAUGAAGCUAAGUGUUGUGUAAACCCCAAGAAUGUACCUGUCAAAACUUGA